Molecule: messenger RNA, 1358 nt
Organism: Radiomyces spectabilis
Lineage: Eukaryota; Fungi; Mucoromycota; Mucoromycetes; Mucorales; Radiomycetaceae
Product: phosphatidylserine decarboxylase-domain-containing protein
Exons: 8
Coding region: 110-1276 (388 amino acids)
Biological process (GO): phospholipid biosynthetic process
Molecular function (GO): phosphatidylserine decarboxylase activity
Source: RefSeq, a predicted model, not a curated record
CGAGCUUGAUCAAGUUAAAUAAACUUUGGCACUAAAAAAAGGAUGAGUUUAUUGCUUUCUUUUUUCCGUCUUUUUUCCUUCUUCUUUUUUAAAUAAUCUUUCCAAGAAGAUGACCGUUGACGAGAUCCCUUUGUCCACUCAUGAAGAAGUGGAACAUCACAUCGAAAAUGAUAAUACAGACGGGCUUAUGAACAGUCUGAGCAAAACGGUUGAUGAAAGCUUACAGGGGAAAACAGUCAACGGUGGAAUUCAUACCCCAAGUGCACCGAAACAUUGGUAUCAACGAAAGCUAUUGCGAGGUUGGCUCCAUACCCAUCUUUUUCCUGAGAAUAUCAAAACAGCCAUCGAGAAACGUUACGGAAAUUUCGUUGUCCUCCGCGAGACUGGGGAAUAUCACUACGAAGAGAUGCCCAUAUAUACCCGAAUCGGCAUGCAUCUAUUGUUUGUGGGCCAUUACCGACAAAAAAUGGUUGACAGUCAUUUGAUGCAUAAGCUGUUCCUUCAUGAAUCAAGACGUCAAGGCACUUUUUUCAUAGAUCCAAUCUCGGUUAAGCAGAUCGAGCCUUUUAUUGAUCAUUACAACAUCGAUAUGUCGCAGUAUUGUAUUCAGGACAUCAAUGCUUAUACAAAUUUCAAUGAAUUUUUCACGCGAGCUAUCAAACCUGAAGCAAGACCCAUCGCAGAUGCGGAAAAUCCAGAUGUGUUAAUAUCUGCUGCAGAUUGUCGUCUCAAUGUGUUUCAUACAGUGGAUGCCGCAGCCGAAUUUUGGAUUAAAGGCAAAGAGUUCAAUUUGCCAAAUUUGUUGCAGGACGAAGCGCUGGCGGCGGAGCUGGACGGAGGCUCUUUAGCCAUCUUCAGAUUAGCGCCUCAAGAUUAUCACCGAUGGCAUAGCUUGACACGUGGUACAAUCGAAAGCAUCAAAGAUAUUCAAGGCACUUACUUUACAGUGAAUCCAUGCACCAUUAAUGAAAAUCUAAACGUGUUCACGGAAAAUCGUCGUAUGGUCAUGACGCUAAAGAGUCACAAGGGUUUCCGAUAUGCUGUUGUUCCCAUUGGCGCCUUGCUCGUCGGAUCGAUUGUAUUGACCCAUGCAAAUGAAGUUGGCAACGAUCUUGAGAAAGGCGAAGAAAUGGGCUAUUUCCAAUACGGCGGAUCCACUGUGAUUGCCGUCUUCCCCAAAGACGUGGUGGCAUGGGAUAAGGAUCUUUUACAGAAUUCCGAAAAUUCCGUUGAAACUAAAGUGAAUAUGGGCGAACGCAUUGGCGUGUUUCAGUAGUUUCAGGCUGGUGCAGCAUUUUUAUCUCCAAAAGAACAUAUCAAUAAAGAAGAAAGCAGAGCCAUAGAGUUAUAUUAUCGUA